Molecule: messenger RNA, 1469 nt
Organism: Thrips palmi
Lineage: Eukaryota; Metazoa; Arthropoda; Insecta; Thysanoptera; Thripidae
Product: serine palmitoyltransferase small subunit A
Exons: 2
Coding region: 257-502 (81 amino acids)
Source: RefSeq, a predicted model, not a curated record
UGACAUGACAAGCUGCAAAAGAAUGCACUUGCUAAAUUUCUCAUAUAAUCUAGUCUCAUAUUGCGGUCCAAACCUAGAACAAGCGUCAAUAUUGAUAUGAAUGGCUCAUCCUCAACGCGUUUGGUUUUCUUCUUGUUUCGUUCAGUUUUCUUUCUGCUGUCAAAGGAGUGAUUGUUGACAAUUGUUCUUUCUGUGCGCUCCAAGACCAGCUCUACAUUUUGCUCCUCCAAGUCUAAAAUCAAUCAUUACGAGGACAAUGCUGGACUUUUUCAGAAAGAAGAUUGCAUGGCUUGUGCUGCAGUACGAGCUUAUUACCUGCUUGAACAUGUUUGAACCUUGGGAACAAGCCUGUCUCAAUGCAACUAUGCUCCUCGUUGCCUCCCUAGUCUCUUAUUCUUCAUAUGUCUACCUACCACAUUAUAUGAUGUCUCUAUUGAACAGUAUUUGGUCUGUUGUCUCGACAGGUGAAGAACGUUUAGAAUACCGCUAUGAAUCAGGGUAAACUGCUGUUUUUCAUUUCAUCAAAGUUUCGCUGACUGCUAUGAAUCCUGAUACUCUUGUUCUAUCAAUCGUCUAUUUUAUUUGUUGAUUUUUUAAAACUUGUGGGUUGGUUUUUCUGGUAUUUUGUUUAUGUGUGGGUGGUGUGAGUCUUGUAAGUUCAUGGGAUGAUAUCUCAAAUUGUUUAGUUGAAGCUUGAGACAUGCUCGUCGUAUUUAACUAUCCAAUGUAUACGAGUAACAGCUCGGUUAAAUUUGUCACAUUCUUUUUUUUGUGUGUAGUUCUUGCUGUGCCAUUGGUUUGAAUUUGCGACUCCAUUUUAUUUUACCUAAGCCAACAUUGAAACCCUCAGUUUACAUUCACAUAAAAUUCGUAGUUCUUCCUAUUUGUUUUGACUGUCACGCAAGGAAAGCUCUAUCCAAUGAUAAGGAUGUCAUACUGGAUAGUUUUGUUGAUGCACAUCACACUUAAAGGCUGUGGGUUUGUUUUGUGAUUGAUAUUUUACAUGUUGUUUAUUUAGUAAUUAGUAAUAGAUCAUAUGAUGAAAUAAAUACCAACUACCAUUUUCUCCUUUAGACAUAUUCCAUUUGAUUGUGCAUUCCAUUCUUGUGAAGAUGGUCUCCAUAUUAAAUAUUAUUUUUUAUGCCUGUAGCUCAGUCUGAAUUGCUAGCCAAAAGUCCAUAUCACGCUAGAUUGUUAUUAAUAAAUACUUAACUGUAAACUGAACCACUAAAUUCUAUUUUUUGACAUGAUCUCUAGGAUAAAUAUGAAAUCAGUUUCUCCUACAUAAUUUUCUUUCGGCUAAAAGUGAUGGCUAUUUUCAUCACUCCAGAUUUCAAGAGCCCAUGAAAGUGAAAAGAAAAAUUGUGAACAAUGUGAUUGUACCACACUUAUUAUUCCACGCACUGAAUCUGUUUGUCACAAAUCUGUUAUUUCUAAGAUGCCCAAUAAAAUGAUCGCUCAAGAAUGAA